Coregonus clupeaformis (lake whitefish) is the source of this 5141-nucleotide messenger RNA. Its product is annotated as inhibitor of apoptosis protein-like. The record is from RefSeq and is a predicted model, not a curated record. Gene Ontology annotation, cellular component: nucleus; spindle microtubule; cytoplasm. Bases 3019 to 4953 code for a protein of 644 amino acids. Gene Ontology annotation, molecular function: ubiquitin protein ligase activity; cysteine-type endopeptidase inhibitor activity involved in apoptotic process. Gene Ontology annotation, biological process: negative regulation of apoptotic process; regulation of cell cycle; positive regulation of protein ubiquitination. The transcript has 18 exons. Lineage: Eukaryota; Metazoa; Chordata; Actinopteri; Salmoniformes; Salmonidae.
AAGCAUAAUGUAAGGUUCCACAUGUGGUCUUUCUGGUUCGGCUGCCGCUAGUUCAGCUCUUCUUUCCUCCCUGUGAUCUGCCUGAAAACUGUUGGACAAAAAGAACUAUAGACAGUGGAAUUUCUAAAACCCUACUUGGUUUCUUCUCGGUCGGAAACGUCGUCAGAUCUACGGGAAAGGAAGUGACCGCAGAAAGGGGAUUUCUACAGAUCAGAGACAUUUCUGGAGGGUGUUAUCAACAUUUAUACAGUAAAGGAGGACAACUUUUAUUCUUCCAUUAAACCUUCCUCUCUGACAGAUAAAGUUAUUUCUUGGUCUGGUUAAUCUCUGCUGCCAUGGAGACCUAAACUACCCCAGGAGGGAUGUUCCACUCAGGGGGAGAGGGCUGACCCGCCAUACCCAGGGCUGUGUGUGUGUGUGUGUGUGUGUCUGUGUGUGUGUGUGUGUGUCUGUGUGUGUGUGUGUGUGUGUGUGUGUGUGUGUGAGAGUUCUGUCCAUAUUCACCAUGUCUUACGUUGACAUCAAAUCCCAAAUCUCAGCCCCCAUACACACAGCCAUGCGUUCAGAGUUGAGUCGGUUGGUGAGUGGUGUGUCAGGGAGACCAGAGAGUGUGUUGGUGAGUCAGGGAGAACAGAGAGUGUGUUGGUGAGUGGUGAGUCAGGGAGGACAGAGAGUGUGUUGGUGAGUGGUGAGUCAGGGAGGACAGAGAGUGUGUUGGUGAGUCAGGGAGAACAGAGAGUGUGUUGGUGAGUGGUGAGUCAGGGAGAACAGAGAGUGUGUUGGUGAGUCAGGGAGAACAGAGAGUGUGUUGGUGAGUGGUGAGUCAGGGAGAACAGAGAGUGUGUUGGUGAGUCAGGGAGAACAGAGAGUGUGUUGGUGAGUGGUGAGUCAGGGAGGACAGAGAGUGUGUUGGUGAGUCAGGGAGAACAGAGAGUGUGUUGGUGAGUGGUGAGUCAGGGAGGACAGAGAGUGUGUUGGUGAGUCAGGGAGAACAGAGAGUGUGUUGGUGAGUGGUGAGUCAGGGAGAACAGAGAGUGUGUUGGUGAGUCAGGGAGAACAGAGAGUGUGUUGGUGAGUGGUGAGUCAGGGAGAACAGAGAGUGUGUUGGUGAGUCAGGGAGAACAGAGAGUGUGUUGGUGAGUGGUGAGUCAGGGAGGACAGAGAGUGUGUUGGUGAGUCAGGGAGAACAGAGAGUGUGUUGGUGAGUGGUGAGUCAGGGAGGACAGAGAGUGUGUUGGUGAGUCAGGGAGACCAGUUCUCUCUGAUCCAGGAUGAUCCAUAAGACAAUGUUAUUAUUAAGAUUUUAUUUCAGUUGAACAUUAUACCUGUCUGUGUGACCAGGGGACAGGACUGAGGUUAUAUACCUGUCUGUGACCAGGGGACAGGACUGAGGUUAUAUACCUGUCUGUGACCAGGGGACAGGGCUGAGGUUAUAUAUCUGUCUGUCUGUCUGUCUGUCUGUGACCAGGGGACAGGGCUGAGGUUAUAUACCUGUCUGUGACCAGGGGACAGGGCUGAGGUUAUAUACCUGUCUGUCUGUCUGUCUGUCUGUCUGUGACCAGGGGACAGGGCUGAGGUUAUAUACCUGUCUGUCUGUCUGUGUGUGACCAGGGGACAGGACUGAGGUUAUAUACCUGUCUGUGACCAGGGGACAGGACUGAGGUUAUAUACCUGUCUGUCUGUCUGUGUGUGACCAGGGGACAGGGCUGAGGUUAUAUACCUGUCUGUCUGUCUGUCUGUCUGUCUGUGACCAGGGGACAGGGCUGAGGUUAUAUACCUGUCUGUGACCAGGGGACAGGGCUGAGGUUAUAUACCUGUCUGUGACCAGGGGACAGGGCUGAGGUUAUAUACCUGUCUGUGACCAGGGGACAGGGCUGAGGUUAUAUACCUGUCUGUCUGUCUGUGACCAGGGGACAGGGCUGAGGUUAUAUACCUGUCUGUGACCAGGGGACAGGGCUGAGGGGAUCCACCUGAUGUGGUUGUGUUGCUAUCAGGAGCGGACAGAGUGGUGUGGCCUAGUCUGGUGGUUACAGGCAGGCAGGCAGGCAGGCAGGCAGGCAGACAGGCAGACAGGCAGGCAGACAGACAGACAGGCAGACAGGCAGACAGACAGACAGACAGACAGGCAGGCAGGCAGGCAGGCAGGCAGGCAGACAGUCCUCUGUGGCUCAGACAUGACUGACUGUACUCGCUUUCUAUAAAAUAAUCUGCUAAAUGGCAUAUUGUGAUAUAUUAUUGUGACAGACAUUUUUCUGGCAUAUUGUGAUAUAUUAUUGUGACAGACAGUUUUCUGGCAUAUUGUGAUAUAUUAUUGUGACAGACAGUUGUCUGGCAUAUUGUGAUAUAUUAUUGUGACAGACAGACAGUUGUCUGGCAUAUUGUGAUAUAUUAUUGUGACAGACAGACAGUUGUCUGGCAUAUUGUGAUAUAUUAUUGUGACAGACAGACAGUUGUCUGGCAUAUUGUGAUAGACAGACAGUUUUCUGGCAUAUUGUGAUAUAUUAUUGUGACAGACAGACAGUUGUCUGGCAUAUUGUGAUAGACAGACAGUUUUCUGGCAUAUUGUGAUAUAUUAUUGUGACAGACAAGGCGGUUUUCUGUUUCUCUUCUUUAGGUUUCUAUUGUCAUCAGAGCAGUCAGAUCAGUUCUGUUUCAUCAGAAAACUCUUCAGUUUCAUUUACAGGCUGAUGUGUGAGAUGACGUAGAACGCAUCCUGUUCAUUUACAGGCUGAUGUGUGAGAUGACGUAGAACGCAUCCUGUUCAUUUACAGGCUGAUGUGUGAGAUGACGUAGAACGCAUCCUGUUACCAUCAAUCACAUGGCUGUGUGUGUGCAGGAGCCUGUGUGUGUGUGUGUGUGUGUGUGUGUGUGUGUGUGUGUGUGUGUGUGUUUCCCUGCCCUGGGUAUACUUAUCCCUCUCUCUCUGAGGAGAACAGCCCUUCCUUUUCUCUAAUUCUACAAACUCUAAUACCUGUAUAUCUAGACUGUCUAUAUCUAGCCUGUAUAACCUAUCUGUAAAUGGACACCCUGGUCCAUCUCCGGAACAGCCCGUUCCUCAUGGGUCUGUGUCGGAACGGAGCCCCAGCUGACCUGCAGUACGACAACUCUUCAGAACUGUUUCGUAUCUCCACCUUCGCCCGCUUCCCGGCAGCGGCGGUUACAGAGCGCACCCUGGCCAGGGCAGGAUGGUUCUAUACUGGGGUUGGAGACAGGGUGCAGUGUUUCAGGUGUAACGUGACGGUGGAGGGCUGGCAGACAGGGGACUGUCCUGCUGAGACACACCGACAGCUCUCGCCCUCCUGCUCCUUCAUCCAGAGUCUACCCUCCACUGCCAACCUCCUCUCCUCUUCUCACAGCGCCUUCUCUCCGCUAUGCAGCACACCCGUCAUACCGGUGUCAGGCCCUGGCCCAGCCCCCCUCCCCGUCUCUGCCCCUAACCCCGUCCCCAACCCGGUGCCGGGUGACGAGCCGAUUGGAUAUUUGAAUAUGGGGUUCUCUGCCCCGCCCCCCUCCAGCCUACUGAGCUCCCGAGAAGUAGAGGACAUGUCCCACCAGACACCCCCUACCAGUCACAACCCCAGUAUGAGGAGAGAGCAGGACCGUCUGGACUCCUUCCACUCCUGGCCCCUGUCCAUCAUCACCCCCUCUGAGCUGGCCAAGGCUGGUUUCUACUACCUGGGACAGGGAGACCGCGUGGCCUGCUUCACCUGUGGAGGACAGCUCAGUAACUGGGAACCAGGGGACCGGGCCGUGUCGGAGCACCAGAGGCAUUACCCCAACUGUCGCUUCGUCAGAGGAGACCGGGCCGACAACGUGUCCCUGGCGGGCGGGGCAAGGGGUGUAGGAGCCCCGGCCCCCGGCCCCCCCGGCCUCAGUAACGUCUCUAACCCAGCCAUGCUGCAGCGUGAGGAGAGGCUGCUGACCUUUGUCCACUGGCCCUUACGUAUCCCUGUACGCCCUGAUCAGCUGGCCAAGGCAGGAUUCUACUACGUUGGGCGUAAUGAUGAUGUGAAGUGUUUCUGCUGUGACGGGGGUCUGAGGUGCUGGGAGUCAGGUGACGACCCCUGGGUGGAGCACGCCAAAUGGUUCCCUAGGUGUGAGUACCUGCUCCAGGAGAAAGGUCAGGAGUUUGUCCAUCAGAUCCAGGCUCGCUUCCCUCGGCUCUUUGAACAGCUCCUGACCAAUGGGGACAGCAUCUCCAGGGAGUUUGUGGACCCGCCAAUGGUCAACUUGGGUCCAGGUGAGGAGCGGUCGGAAGAUGCAGUGAUGAUGAACACUCCGGUGGUAGUGUCGGCUCUAGAGAUGGGAUUUGAGCGUGGCCUGGUCAAGCAGACGGUCCAGAGUAAGAUCCUGACCAGCGGAGAGAACUACAAGACCGUCCAGGAGCUAGUCUCAGACCUGCUGUCUGCCGAGGACCAAAAGAGAGAGGAGGAGAGAGAGAUGCUGGCCGAGGAGAUGGCUUCAGAUGGUAUUUCGUUCUUGAAGAGACACCAGCCAGCGUUGGUUCAGCGUCUGAAGAGUGUUGAGUCUGUCCUGGAGCACCUCCGAGAGCAGAACGUCAUCAGUGGAGAGGAGUACAGUGGUCUCCAGGGCCAGUCCUCUCAGCAGCAGACAGCCAGACUGAUAGACUUGGUCUUGACUAAAGGGAACGCAACAGCUGAGGUCUUCAGGAACUGGAUCCAGAAGAACGAUGUCUACCUGCUCCGAGACCUCAUGGCCCAGGCAAAUGAAGCCGCAUCACCGAGUCAAGAUCUCUCAGACCUGCCGAUGGAGGAGCAGCUGCGCCGGCUGCAGGAGGAGCGGACCUGUAAGGUGUGUAUGGACAAGGAGGUGAACAUGGUGUUCAUCCCGUGUGGCCACCUGGUGGUCUGUAAGGAGUGUGCUCCAUCCCUGAGGAAAUGUCCCAUCUGCAGAGGACUGGUCAAGGGCACCGUCCGAACCUUCCUCUCCUAGAAGACCGAAGAGGAACCAGGAUGGAUGUUAGGCACUGGCCACCCGGGCUGAACACCCAGUUCAUCAUCAUCACCCAGUAGAUAACCAUUUUUUAUAGCCCGGGUCCAAAAUCUGUACCAUGCCAUAUUUGAAAAGGUGUGAUGAUUGUUCUGAUAUCAAUUGUCUGAAAUAAAGGAUUGUGCUUUUCA